AUGUCUGGACCUUGGUUAACUUGGAAUGUCCGCGGGCUAGGAGGUUCAACAAAACGUGAGGCAGUGAAAAAAUCAGUGAUGCAAUUGAAACCGGAACUUUUGCUGAUACAGGAAACAAAACUGAAUGAGCAACAACAACGUACAAUAACUCUAUGGACUCAAAGUUUUAAUAUGCAGCAUGUUGAGUCUUAUUCUGUGGGAAUAGCAGGUGGAUUGAUGUGUUUAUGGAGGGAGAGCUCUUUGCAGGUCCUGACAGCGGCUGUAGAAACCUGGUUUAUUCUUCUGACUGUGAAACUUCCUAAUCUGAAUCAGUCAUUUCUAGUAGGCAAUGUAUAUGGUCCUCAUUCGGAGGCUGAUCGCAGACUAUGUUUUGAAGCUUUGAAGAAUCGUGUUAUGCGCUAUGGUGGCUUGGUGAGUCUUGGGGGUGAUUUUAACGCAGUCCUGCUUGGUUCAGAACGAUCCUCAGGAGGAGUCUUACAUGUGGGUGAUUUAUCGUGUCAGCAGUUUGUGCAGGACAACAAUUUAGUGGAGCUGCCUUUGAACAACGGUGAUUUUACUUGGUUUUCAAGCCGUAAUGAAGGUCUGUGGAGUCGUCUGGAUCGCUGGUUGGUGUCUGAUGAGAAGCUGUUUGGGCCAUGA
Molecule: messenger RNA, 639 nt
Organism: Lotus japonicus
Lineage: Eukaryota; Viridiplantae; Streptophyta; Magnoliopsida; Fabales; Fabaceae
Exons: 1
Coding region: 1-639 (212 amino acids)
Biological process (GO): base-excision repair
Cellular component (GO): nucleus
Molecular function (GO): double-stranded DNA 3'-5' DNA exonuclease activity; DNA-(apurinic or apyrimidinic site) endonuclease activity; phosphoric diester hydrolase activity
Source: RefSeq, a predicted model, not a curated record